CUGAAUUCACCAAUCUAAGAAACCAUAGCAUGCAUCAGUCUGACAGGAAUUCAAACAUUUCAAGUCAAAAUGGGUAAAGAUAUUUCGUCCCUUGUAAAAGAUUUCAAUUUUCUUUUCAAACUAAUCGCUCUAAUUAUCUGUGUAUUGUGUGUUAUAAUGUGGAGUGCCGACUUGGUCGGUUACGGAGGCAGUUAUCAUUAUAUAGGAGGUAGUAACUACGAUCUUAUAGUAGUGUCCACAGCCGUUUAUGUCUUAAUAUUGGGAAUUUUUGUCAUAAUCUACCUUAUCGACAACAGUAAAAAAAUUUUUGAACUAUUAUUCCUUGCUUGUGGAUGCAUAUUGAAUAUUAUAAGUGGAAUAAUAGAACUAAUUUAUGACAUAAGAAAUGACGGAAAUUGGGCUGCUUUCGUGUUAGGUAUUGGAAUGAUUGCUGCUGGUGUUAUAAUGGCUGUUGACUUGUUCUUCGCAUUUAAAAAAUAAAAUUUGAAAAACAUUUCAUUUUGUUUCAAUUGUUGUAUUUUUGUUCAAUCCAGUAACCACGCCUCACCUGUCAAACGUUGAAAAUUAGACAAACAUGAAAGAAGAGUUUAAAAAACCUGCGUUUUAUUUCAAACUCAUAGUAGCAAUAUUGUGUCUACUCGCCGUCAUAUUAUGGUCUGUGGAUGCAGAAACUUAUGGCGGUUCCGGUACAGGAGCACACUGGAAAAACCACCACGAAUUGAUGGUUGUCACAACGGCUGGUUAUCUGAUAAUAAUGCUAGUUUUCUUAAUAGUCUACAUUUUUGACUCAACUGAACAUAUUUUUGAACUGCUUUUCCUAUUUUUUGGACUUGUUUUGAGCGCUACUGCAGCAAUUUACCAAUUUAUUGUGGGCAUAAAAUACGAUGGGAAUUUCGCCGUGUUUCUCGUCGCAGCCUGUGUUACUGCAAAUGCCGUUUUGAUGGGUUUGGAUUUUUUCCGAGAAGUAAAAUAAUAUUGACUACCGAAAAGUUCGUUUUUGUAAUAAACAAUGCGUCACCUAUCACACAAGUCACUACGUGGGUGUAAACUACCAAUUAAAUGUCCUAGGGUUAAUGUCGAUUAAAUUAUUACU
Messenger RNA from Tribolium madens (black flour beetle), 1093 nucleotides. RefSeq lists its product as uncharacterized. The coding region runs from base 575 to 973 and encodes 132 amino acids. Lineage: Eukaryota; Metazoa; Arthropoda; Insecta; Coleoptera; Tenebrionidae. The transcript has 3 exons. The record is from RefSeq and is a predicted model, not a curated record.